This is a messenger RNA of Anolis carolinensis (green anole), 2544 nucleotides long. Its product is annotated as olfactory receptor 6J1-like. Lineage: Eukaryota; Metazoa; Chordata; Lepidosauria; Squamata; Anolidae. Gene Ontology annotation, biological process: G protein-coupled receptor signaling pathway. The record is from RefSeq and is a predicted model, not a curated record. Gene Ontology annotation, cellular component: membrane. Gene Ontology annotation, molecular function: olfactory receptor activity; G protein-coupled receptor activity. The coding region runs from base 703 to 1680 and encodes 325 amino acids. The transcript is spliced from 2 exons.
GCGCUUGGCAGGUUCCGUCCAAAAAGAGAAAAAGGGGGACAUUUAAACCCCAAUGUGAUAAUCAAUCAAAAGUACCAGGGAUAACUAUUUGCUUCAUCUACCAUCUCAUCAUGGUAUGUUUAUCUAUACCUCAUAACCUCAGAGGAUGCCUGUCAUAGAUGUGGGCGAAACGUCAGGAGAGAAUACUUCUGGAACAUGGCCACACAGCCUGAAAGACAUACAACAACCCCAUCUCAUCAUAGUUUACUUUACCUCAGUGCACUGACAAUAUCCCUAGAAUCUAUCUAUCCAUCGCCUGACUAAUUAUUCUUGACUACUGUUAUUGUGUAUCUUCAAGUUGUUUCCAACUUAUUGUGACCUCGAGGAAAACUUUUCUUGGCAAGAUUGAUUCAGGAGAGGAUUUACGUCAGCCUUCCUCUGAGGUUGAAAGAAUGUGUCUUGCCUAAGCUCACCCAUUGGGUUUUCAUUGCCAAGGGGUUGGGAGGGGAUUCAACUCCUGGUCAUCAGAGUCCUAAAGACUAGCAAAAUAUUAAUUAAUAGGAUUCCUCCAGUGUGUCAUCUUUGUUGCUGAGAUCAACUCAAUACUAAUGGCUGGAGAUGAAAUUUGAUUGAAUUUGCCACCACGUAUGCAUUCAAUCUUCACAACACCAUUGCUACACAGGCAGCCAAGGUAACAUUGUUCAGAACUACGGGGGAAAUCUGAUGGAAAACCAGAGUGUGUCUGAAUUCAUCUUGGUGGGUUUUUCUAUUGGCCACCAAGCAGAGAUUCUUCUUGGCUUUCUCUUUUUAGCUUUGUACAUUGGAACAUUGAUGGGCAAUGUAACCAUCCUUUUCAUUGUGUUUGUGGACAACCGAUUGCACACUCCAAUGUACUUCUUUCUUGGCAACAUCUCUAUCCUAGACAUCGCCUUCACCUCGGUCAUCAGCCCACAAUUGCUAUGGAACCUCUUUUCAGAAGACAGGUCCAUCUCUUUUGCCGGUUGCAUAGCCCAAUCCUAUUUUUACUUCUUCCUGGGCACAGUAGAGUUCUUCAUGUUGACAUCCAUGUCCUAUGACCGCUACGCUGCCAUAUGCAAACCUCUACAGUAUCAUGCAAUCAUGAACACCCAUGUAUGUGUCCGGAUGCUGUUGGGCAGCUGGAUGGGUGGCUUCCUUUUUGUUCUUUUCCCCACUAUCAUGAUCAGCAGGUUAUCGUAUUGCAAAUCCAACAUCAUCAACCAUUUCUUUUGUGACAGUGGCCCACUGCUGAAUCUAUCCUGCAGUGACACUUGUUUCAUCGAGUUGGUGGACUUUGUGCUCUCAUUUGUGGUCAUCCUGUGCUCCUUGGUCUUAACAUUGGUGUCCUACAUAUACAUCAUUUCAGCAGUAAUGCGCAUCUCCACCACCACUGGCCGGACCAAGGCUUUUAGCACCUGCACUUCACACCUGGCUAUCAUUUCCAUAACCUGCAGCAUUAGCAUCUUCAUUUAUGUCACCCCCUCCCAGAAAGAAACCUUAGAGGUUCACAAGGUCCCUGCUGUUCUCACCACUAUCGUGUGUCCCUUUUUCAACCCUUUGAUCUUCACUUUGAAAAAUGAGUCUGUGAAGCAGGCAUUGAGAGAUGUGUUGCAUCUGGUGGCUCAGAAGAUUUGUGCUUUGCAGAAACAUAAUAAAAAUCAGUCUGAAAACACACAGUCGUAAGAAAACAACUUGGCAAAUGAUAUCUGACUUUUAUACAAAAGGCGGAUUCUACAGUUUUUGUGAUGACUGGAAGGAGAGGCCAUGGCAAGUUACCUAUGGUAAAAAGGAAUAUAUGUACAGUAAGCAUGAUCAAGGAUUAAAGUUUUCCUUGGACACUCUAUUUGUGGGAAGGCAUGGAAAGGAGAAAAAGGCCCUUAAUCAGGAUUGCAACUGAAUGGUUACCUUUACUGAUGAUUCCCAUCAUAAGCCAGCAUGCUCGUCCUAUUCCCUAUCUACCUUCUCCCCAUUAUUAUCCUGUCCCAACGAUGUAGAGAAAACAAGUAGCUCACAAUUCUGCAAUGUUUCUGUCCUCAAUCUCAAUGCAGUAAAUUUGUUAUAUUUCUGGGCUGGCAUGCCAGCACUACAAAUGCGGCAGCUUAAGAGCUGUUUUGAAAUGAUUAAUUGUAUUUAGAAACUCCCAGAGAAAUGCUAAAGAGAGAGCCCAAAAGAGUCUCAAAAUAAUGCUGAAACUGAAAGUCAGUUUGCUGUUUCCUAACAUGCAGUCUCUCUCUGAAGAACACAAUUUUCGGCUGAUAAGACACCUAGAACAGAAAGGAGUAAACUCCUCUCCCUUUUGCUAAAAUUGUUUCCCAGUGUCUUAUCACAUUUGCUCUGAACGACAAUGAACAAUAGAGCGCUUGUUAGAAUAGCAACAAAAUAUAGUUUCCCCAACGACAUGAUGUCAGGAUCUCUGAGUCUCCUCCUCUGCUCUUUUCCCUUAUUAUUCCAAAGCUGUUCAUUUUUUGUUUAUUAUACAUUUCAUAGUUAUAUUUGCUUUGGUUUCUCGAAGCUGGAAUUGUGACAUUGCUCUAAAAUUAACAUAAA